This is a messenger RNA of Mucor velutinosus, 1875 nucleotides long. Its product is annotated as anaphase-promoting complex subunit Cut9. Lineage: Eukaryota; Fungi; Mucoromycota; Mucoromycetes; Mucorales; Mucoraceae. Bases 1 to 1875 code for a protein of 624 amino acids. Gene Ontology annotation, molecular function: protein dimerization activity; DNA-binding transcription factor activity, RNA polymerase II-specific; RNA polymerase II cis-regulatory region sequence-specific DNA binding. The transcript has 3 exons. Gene Ontology annotation, biological process: regulation of transcription by RNA polymerase II. The record is from RefSeq and is a predicted model, not a curated record.
AUGGAUCUAUCAACAUUUCAAUUGGUUGAUGCAAUUAAUGAUAUGGACAUGUUGAGGAACCUGUCUGAUCAGGAACAGUAUAAUAAACCUCAGCAAUCACAACAGCAACAACCUCAACAACAGCAGCAACAACAACAACAGCAGCAGCAGCAAGCUUACCAGCAAUUGCAUGGUGACAUUGAUCUGCUAUUUGAGUCAGAACAUCAUUCAUCGAACAGUCAGUUUAUGAAUCAUCAAUAUCAAGAGGCAUCUACGUUGACUCCUCUUAUUUCGCCAGCUAUGACUCCUUCGUUUAAUUACCACCAGCAUCAUCAAAAAUUCAACAAUGCAAAUGAUAUGGACUUUUCUCCAUUAUCAUCUCCUGCAAUUAUGCCUCAAAUGGAUCAGACCAGGUACCACCAAAAGCCAAUCUACAAAGAACAGCAGCAGCAGCAGCAGCAGCAGCAAUACACAACCAAUAGACAAGAUGGCUUCGAGAACCUAUCUGCCAAUCAGAUAUGCGAACAAUAUGAACAACUUGAGCAAGCAAAGUUACUAAUUACACAGAAACUAUCUGAAUUACAAAAGACGCAACGACAACAUUAUACGGGAUCAUCGCCAUCAUCGUCAUCAUCGUCCUCUGGUGUAUAUAGCAAGCAUGCCUUGAUUCAUUCUACUGCCAUGUUGGAUAAUAACAAUGGACAAAUGUCUACGCCAAAUUCCCCUUCACAAUCUCCUCACAUGGAACCUGCAACCCCUGCGUCUUUGAUGAAUAUGAAGCUAUCCAGUGCCCAACCUUCAAAGUUGCAAUUUUCGUCUUCUACUAGCAAUCAUAUCAGUAGAGCUACCAGCAAUCAAGCCCUCAACUUUUAUUCAAGCAACAAUAGCAGCACGCCGACCAGUUUUGCCUCUUCGUCUGCGCCUUCUAGUAGCAACAAUAACCAUAUAUUUCAGUCGCCUAUAUUGACCUCAGCGCCCAACAAUCAUGAUGGUAUUAUGUCUCCCAUGAUUACUCCUCCGUCUUCCAAGAGCUCUUCCAAGUCGAAGGUACCGCCACCCUCACCACUGGCACUGAAUCCUCGUCAAUCCGCUCGCAAUACACCAAAAGAGAAAUCGUUACGGCCCUCUAGUAAAAAGCAACGACGAGAAUCGUCCUCCACAGAUCAGUCAAAGUCAAAUAGCACCGUCCACGCAUCUCCCAGAGCAUUAAAGCCGCUUUUGAUUAGUCCUACGCUGAACCCUGGCCUAAAGCCUCUUCCGAGUGCUUUACUGCCGUCAUCUUCUGUUUCACACAACAACCGAGUGAGUUCUGUGGAGGAUGCUGAGCGUAUAUUGGCGACACGAUCCAAUUAUCAAAACUUAAUGGAAGGAAAAGGUGCUGCUCUUGGUAUAGCAUUCUCGACGCAGAUCAAAAGUGGGUUAGAAGUAAGACGUACGGCUCACAAAGCUGCUGAACAGAAGCGACGCGACUCUUUAAAGGAAUGGUUUGAUAGAUUACGUCGCGAAGUAGAAGAUGGCUAUGUGAAGCGCCAAAAAACGCUCAUGUCUCGUGUUAUGAAGGCGCAAGAACUGGAGAAAAACACUAGCAAUAAACAACAACAGCAAAAAGGUGAAGACGACGACAUGACGGAAGCUGCUACCGAAGAAGAGUCAACUGAUCUUAAGCCACUAUCAAAGGUGCUCUUGCUACAAUAUGCAUAUGAAUACAUAGCAUCUUUGAAGAACUCAUUGCAAGAGAGGGACGCUACGAUUGAGAAGCUGAAACAAGGUUGCAAUGACAACGACGAUGGCGAGAAAUCCCCCGGUUUGAAGAGAAAACUAGGCUCGGAUGAAGACAUUGCCUCUAUGUCAAAUAGCACCUCAGAUGAUAGCAUAGUAAUGGACGGAGAGAUCUAA